AUGCCGGGGGCGCCGUGGAGAAAGGAGCGGGGUUGGAGGCGGUGGAGGCGGGGGGGGCACGUUACAUAUCACGGGCCCGGGCAGCUGCUGGUUGGUGGUUUGGAUCUGAGGGCUCGGAAAUUGGGGUUGAGGGGGUUCGUGGGGGGGUUGGAGGAGGUGGGGGUGAGGCUUUGUCGCCGCCUCGGGGUGCCCGCAGCGAGAUCCAGGCCCCCCCCGCUCACCGGAGUCUGGGUGGGGGACGGGAAGGUGGCGGCUAUAGGGGUGCACUGCGGGCACUACAUCACCUCCCACGGGCUGGCGCUGAACUGCUGCACCGACCUGGGCUGGUUCGAGCACAUCGUCCCCUGCGGGCUGGAAGGGAUGGGGGUGACCUCGCUGAGCCGCGAGCUGGGCCGCCACGUCCCCGUAGCCGACGUCCUACAACCCUUCCUCCACUGCUUCCAGGAGGUUUUCGGCUGCUCCUUGGUCUUUUCGGAUGAACCCGCAGCCUAGGAAGGCACCGGGGGGGUCCCAGAUGCCAGCUGGGGGCUUGGCGGUGAACGUUGUGUCCCCUAUGGGGCUGCCCCGUGCUUGGUUUUGGGACAGGAGUUUGGUUUUGGGGCUGUCCCGGUCGCCAAAGUGCCACCACCGGCCCUAUAGGGCACCCAGGGGUGUGCUGAUGCUGGGACCCCCCCGUGGUCGGGGCUCCUGGAGGUGCUGUGACAAUAAUGCUGCUUGGGGUCAGGGACGGAUCCCACAAGCCUCAACUGGAACUGGUGGCACUGUGGGAAUUACCCCAAUUGCAGCUUUUGGGUUUUUUUUUUCCUCUUUUCCCCAAAAAUGCACAUUUGGGGUGGAUGCGUGCUGACCUCCCCCCAAAACCCACAAGCGGGGUGGAUGCGUGCUGACCCCUGGAGAGGCCAGGGUGGCUGAAGUCCCCGUCUUUGCUCCUGGUGCACAGAAAUCGGCAGAUUUUAUAGGAAAAAAAAAAACUUUAUGGGA
This is a messenger RNA of Anas platyrhynchos (mallard), 981 nucleotides long. NCBI's taxonomy places the organism in Eukaryota, Metazoa, Chordata, Aves, Anseriformes, Anatidae. The record is from RefSeq and is a predicted model, not a curated record.